CUUUCCGGUAGUCUGAGAAGUCACAAGUUUUGGCAGAAGAAGACUGUAAGAAUAUAACUUUUUCGUCUUUGUUAGGCUGUUAUAAUGUCUUCUGAAAAAUUCGAAGACCUUGAGGAUGAACUUAAAAAUCUCCAUGAAGACAUACGUUCGAAAAUAAGCAACAAAAUUCCAAGACUGACCGGAGAAUCGCGGAAGAGCGCUAUUCGGGAAGUUGAAAAGAACAUCGAAGAUGCAAACUUAAUUUUGGAAGAAAUGGAAGAGGAAGCUGGAGUAGCCCCAGCCAGUUACAGAAAUUCCAUGAUGUCCAGGAUACGCAGCUAUAGGAGAGAUUUUGAUAAACUUAAAAGAGAUGUGGGCAAACCCAAAGGACAGGGCAAUGUGACUUUUGCAAGAGAGGAACUGUUAGAUGAGGACCCAAUGGCUCCUCAGAAAAGCAAAGUGAGACAAGGAACAGAUAUGCUGAACAGAGCCUCAGAAAGUAUUGCGAGAUCAACAAGGGUUGCUGUGGAGACUGAACAAAUUGGUGGUGAAAUUAUUGACGAACUUGGAGAUCAGCGGGAAUCUCUUUUUAGGACAAGAGACAGGCUCAAGGAUGUUGAUCAGGACUUAGGAAAAAGCAGAAGAAUUUUGAAUAGUAUGGCAAUCAGAAUUGCUACAAACAAGUUGAUCCUGUUAUGUAUCAUUAUUGUUGAAUUGGCCAUUCUUGGAGCUGUGGUGUACAUAAGAUUUUUUAAGAAAAAGAAAAAUUAAUAUUUCAUUAAUAUUUACACACUGUGCCUCACAUUCAUUUUACAAACUAAUGGUCAAUUAUUUUUCCAGUCCUAAAAAUGUAUAUAUUAAAACACAAAAUUUUCAUCAUUGCUAAAAAAAUCACAACAUUGUUAUAUAACUAGUAGAAGUUAUGAU
Molecule: messenger RNA, 906 nt
Organism: Pocillopora damicornis (cauliflower coral)
Lineage: Eukaryota; Metazoa; Cnidaria; Anthozoa; Scleractinia; Pocilloporidae
Product: vesicle transport through interaction with t-SNAREs homolog 1B
Biological process (GO): vesicle fusion with Golgi apparatus; regulation of protein localization to plasma membrane; Golgi to vacuole transport
Cellular component (GO): Golgi apparatus; late endosome membrane; endoplasmic reticulum membrane
Molecular function (GO): SNARE binding; SNAP receptor activity
Source: RefSeq, a predicted model, not a curated record